CGCACGGGCGGAGGGGAGGCUCGGGGACGGGCGCCCACGGAGCGGGGUGCGGGCACCGGUGUGCGUGUCCGUGUGCGGGUAUUCCCGGGGGAGUGGGAGGCGUGCGGCCCCAGGAGCCGGACGGGGCGGCCGCGCAGGGCCGGUACCGAGGGCGGUGCCUCCCUGCGGGGCGGGCGGAGAGGAGCGAGCACCGCCUCCCCGGGGCCGCGGGGCGGGCCGGGCCUCCCGCUCGGGCCUUGCGUGCUCGGGCCUGGCCGCGCCGGGAGAAGCGGCGAUGGAGGCGGCGGGCGGCGGCGGAGCGGCGGGCAGCAUCGCCCUGCACGACUUCAGCGGGCAGCUGGGCGAGCAGCGGGUGCACUUCCACGCCAUGCGGCUGCGGGACUCGCUCUUCCUCUGGGUGGGCGCCGCGCCCGCCCUGGCCAGCCUGGCCGUCGCCAUGUGCAGCCCCCGUGACAGCAUCCCGGUGGCCGCCUCGCUCCUGGGGGACCCCUCGGACACCGCCUCCUCCUGCCUGGCGCAGCGCUUGGCAAGACCAAAAAGCAGAUAUUUGUCAGCUACAAUCUUCAAAACACAGACAGCAAUUUCACCUUACUCAUAGAAAACAGGAUCAAAGAAGAAAUGACAGCUUUUCCAGACAAGUUCUGAUUGUGCAUCAUUGUAAAAGAAGAUGAAGGUUUUGUUUCAGAAAAACUUACUGCAAUUUUCACACUGACAUUAAGUUAGUAUAUUUCUUUUGUAUUGUUUUGAUUGAAUUUGUGGUUGUUAUUAAAUAUAGAUACACUUGA
Molecule: messenger RNA, 785 nt
Organism: Zonotrichia leucophrys gambelii
Lineage: Eukaryota; Metazoa; Chordata; Aves; Passeriformes; Passerellidae
Gene: PSMG4
Product: proteasome assembly chaperone 4
Exons: 3
Coding region: 275-598 (107 amino acids)
Biological process (GO): proteasome assembly
Source: RefSeq, a predicted model, not a curated record